Molecule: messenger RNA, 1089 nt
Organism: Lathyrus oleraceus (garden pea)
Lineage: Eukaryota; Viridiplantae; Streptophyta; Magnoliopsida; Fabales; Fabaceae
Exons: 2
Coding region: 1-1089 (362 amino acids)
Molecular function (GO): zinc ion binding; nucleic acid binding
Source: RefSeq, a predicted model, not a curated record
AUGAAGGAAGGGAACAUGAUUGUGGUAGAGUAUGCUGCGAAGUUUGAGGCGCUGGUGAAGUUUUAUCCCCAUUACAUCUGUGUUGAUGCUGAGACUUCUAAAUGUCUCAAAAUCUACAAUAAGGAUAACAUAUCCCGAUCUGCUCACUAUAAGAGUCUUAAUGAGAAGAAAGGGAAGGGAAAAUUUCGAGGGAAACCUUAUGUAACUCCAACUGAAAAAGGGAAGCAUAAGGCUUUAGAUGGGAAGAAGACAAGUGGGAGAGGGGCUCCUGCUUCCUUCAAGUGCUUCAAGUGUGGCGAGUUGGGCCACCAUGCUAAUAAAUGUAAUAAUAAGGUUCUGAGAUGUUAUAAUUAUGGAAAAAUGGGUCAUCAUGUUGCAGAGUGCAAGAAUGAUGGUCCGACUUGGUACAAUUAUGGUGAACAGGGUCAUAUAAGUAUUCAAUGUCAGAAGCCAAACAAGACGACCGCUACUAAUGGUAGAGUGUUUACUUUGAGUGGUUCAGAUGUUCCUAAGAGAAAUAACUUGAUCAGAGGUACUUGUUUCAUUAACAAUCUUGAGUUAAUUUCUAUUAUUGAUACUGGUGCUACUCAUUCGUUUAUUUCACUUGAUUGUGCUACGAGGUUGGAUUUAAAAUUAUCUUCUAUGGUUGGGAGUUUGGUUAUCGAUACCUCGACUAAUGGUUCUAUGACUACUGUGUUAGUCUGUUUGAGUUGUCCUUUGACCAUUUAUGGUAAGAAUUUUGCGAUGGACUUGGCUUGUCUACCAUUGCAUCAAAUCACUAUUAUUCUUGGAAUAAUCUGGUUGGAGUUGUACUAUUUUCAUAUCAACUGCUACAGUAAAACCGUGAGGUUCCCAGAGUUUGGUGAUUAUGGAGAGCUGAUGUUUUUAUCUCGGAUGUUUGCAAUGUUUGCAUCAUUGCAAGUCGACAAUAAGUCUGCAAGUGUUGAUCUUCCUGUUAUGUGCAAUUUUCCAGAUGUAUUUCCAAAUGAUAUCAGUGACUUCCCACUAGAGCGUGAGAUUGAGUUUUCCAUUGAUGUGGUACCUGGUACUAAUCAUGUGUCGAUGGCUUCGUAUAGGAUGCCGACUUAA